CUCUUUUAUUUUGCAUUUUCAACAAUGAACAGUGGGUGUAGUAGCCAAGCGUUGCUAGCAGCCUAGCCUUUAGACCCUUACUAAUCUCUUUCUUUGGACUCUCUCUACCUCGACUCAAUCACGGACUCACCCGCUUGACCGCCGCAACUACAAUCCACCAGUCGGCGGCGGUUCUCUGACAGAUAAUGGCAGCCACUUUUGUAUACGCUGCUUCAUCGGUUGCAUCGUUCAACUCUUCCUUGAUAAUCUCAAAGUUGCGACCUAUACAAAUUCUUGGUCUUUUUGCUCCCUCUACUACUGCUUUUAAGUUCCGUGGAAGGAGGCUGAUGACACACUCUCUCAGUCGGGCUACUUUAGGGCUCACUCAACCGGCCAGUGUUGAACCUCUUAAGGUAUCAUUUGUGGUGAAAGAUAUUGACGUGGUAGAGUGGAAAGGAGACUUGCUUGCUGUGGGUGUUACGGAGAAAGACAUGAGCAUGGAUGACAAUAUGAAAUUCGAAAAUGCUAUCUUGAAGAAGUUAGAUUCCCAACUAGGUGGUUUGUUAGCUGAAGCCUCUUUUGAAGAGGACUUCACGGGUAAGGCUGGCCAAUCCACUGUUCUUAGGCUUUCCGGUCUAGGUUCCAAGAGGAUAGGAUUGAUCGGACUUGGUUCUCAGCCUCCUUCUCUGGUAGCGUACCGUGGUCUAGGUGAAGCUCUUGCCACAGCUGCUAAGAGUGCUCAAGCUCGUACUAUUGCUGUGUUCCUUGCUUCUUCCGAGGGGCUUUCUGCAGAGUCGAAGCUAAACACUGUUUCCGCCAUCACAUCUGGCACUAUUCUCGGACUGCACGAAGAUAACAGGUUUAAAUCAGAGUCAAAGAAACCAAUCCGCAAAUGUCUGGAAACUCUGGAUAUUAUUGGCCUUGGAACUGGAAUCGAUUUAGAUAAAAAGCUGAAAACUGUUGAAGACACAUGUUCUGGAAUUAUAUUUGGACGAGAGCUGGUUAAUGCACCUCCUAAUGUACUUACUCCUGGAGUACUUGCCGAAGAGGCUUCCAAGAUUGCCUCAAUGUACAGUGAUGUUCUAACAGCAAAGAUUCUUAAUGUGGAACAGUGCAAAGAACUAAAAAUGGGAUCCUACCUUGCGGUUGCUGCAGCUUCAGCAAAUCCAGCUCAUUUCAUUCAUCUAUGUUACAAACCUAUUGGACCUGUUAAAACCAGAUUAGGGCUUGUUGGGAAAGGACUGACAUUUGACAGCGGGGGAUACAACAUCAAAACUGGACCAGGUUGUUUAAUCGAGCUAAUGAAAUUUGAUAUGGGUGGUUCAGCAGCAGUUUUAGGUGCAGCAAAAGCGAUUGGUCAAAUCAAACCUGCUGGAGUUGAGGUUCAUUUUAUUGUUGCCGCUUGUGAAAACAUGAUUAGUGGGACUGGUAUGCGGCCUGGAGACAUAGUCACUGCUUCGAAUGGAAAGACUAUAGAGGUGAACAAUACGGAUGCAGAAGGUAGGCUUACUCUUGCAGAUGCUUUGGUGUACGCUUGCGAUCAAGGUGUAGAGAAGGUAAUUGAUCUCGCAACAUUAACUGGAGCCUGUAUUGUUGCUCUGGGACCUUCCAUAGCAGGUGUCUUUACACCCGAUGAUGCACUUGCCAAAGAGGUGUUUGCUGCAUCAGAGGCUGCAGGAGAGAAACUAUGGAGGAUGCCAUUGGAAGACAGUUACUGGGACUCGAUGAAAUCAGGAGUGGCUGAUAUGGUCAACACUGGGGGUCGCCAAGGUGGUUCCAUCACCGCAGCUCUGUUUUUGAAACAGUUUGUGGAUGAGAAAGUUCAGUGGCUGCAUAUAGAUAUGGCUGGUCCAGUUUGGAAUGAAAAGAAACGUUCAGCAACAGGAUUUGGUGUAUCAACAUUAGUGGAGUGGGUUCUGAAAAACUCGACCUCAUAGUUUACUGGACGCAAUUUGGAUUAUACACCCGGGUGCACAGUGCUCAUGGUGCACCCUGAAGAACAUUUGUUGAGUAUCUAAAGAACAUGAAGAAUGAUUUCAAUGUACAUAUACAAAUGAAAUAUUUGCAAUAUAUGUAUUAUGGAUUUGAACUA
Molecule: messenger RNA, 2071 nt
Organism: Spinacia oleracea (spinach)
Lineage: Eukaryota; Viridiplantae; Streptophyta; Magnoliopsida; Caryophyllales; Amaranthaceae
Product: leucine aminopeptidase 1
Exons: 12
Coding region: 186-1916 (576 amino acids)
Biological process (GO): proteolysis
Cellular component (GO): cytoplasm
Molecular function (GO): manganese ion binding; metalloaminopeptidase activity
Source: RefSeq, a predicted model, not a curated record